AAAAUGAGGCUAAUGAUGUCUAUCUUCUGUCCUUGUUAUAAAGGUGACCUGAAAAACGGUGGCUGUACUUUCGAUGACGGUCCUGGGGCCUGUGAUUACCACCAGGAUCUCUAUGAUGACUUCGAGUGGGUUCAUGUUAGUGCUCAAGAACCCCAUUAUCUGCCCCCAGAAAUGCCUCAAGGCUCCUAUAUGGUAGUGGACUCCUCACUUCAUGACCCUGGAGAAAAAGCCCGACUGCAGCUGCCUACGAUGAAGGAGAACGACACUCACUGCAUUGAUUUCAGUUACCUGUUAUACAGCCAGAAAGGGCUGAAUCCUGGCACGCUGAACAUAUUAGUCAGGGUGAAUAAAGGACCUCUUGCUAAUCCAAUUUGGAAUGUGACUGGACUCACGGGGAGAGACUGGCUUAGGGCUGAGCUGGCAGUGAGCACCUUUUGGCCGAAUGAAUACCAGGUAAUAUUUGAAGCUGAAGUCUCAGGAGGACGAAGUGGUUACAUUGCCAUCGAUGACAUCCAAGUAUUGAGUUACCCUUGUGACAAAUCCCCUCAUUUCCUUCGCCUAGGGGAUGUAGAGGUCAACGCAGGGCAGAACGCCACAUUUCAGUGCAUUGCCACGGGGAGGGAUGCGGUGCACAACAAGUUAUGGCUGCAGAGACGAAAUGGAGAAGAUAUACCUGUAGCCCAAACUAAGAACAUCAAUCACAGAAGAUUUGCUGCUUCCUUUAGAUUGCAAGAAGUGACAAAAGCUGACCAGGAUUUGUACCGGUGUGUCACACAGUCAGAGCGAGGUUCUGGUGUGUCCAAUUUUGCUCAACUUAUUGUGAGAGAGCCACCGAGACCCAUUGCUCCCCCGCAGCUGCUCGGCGUUGGGCCUACGUAUUUGCUCAUUCAGCUGAAUGCCAACUCUAUCAUCGGCGAUGGGCCCAUUAUCCUGAAAGAAGUGGAAUAUCGGAUGACGUCAGGAUCCUGGACAGAAACGCACGCGGUCAAUGCUCCCACUUACAAACUAUGGCAUUUAGAUCCAGACACCGAGUACGAGAUCCGCGUCCUACUGACGAGACCCGGGGAAGGUGGAACAGGGCUGCCAGGACCUCCUCUCAUCACCAGGACCAAAUGUGCGGAACCUAUGAGAACGCCAAAGACUUUAAAGAUAGCCGAAAUCCAGGCAAGACGCAUUGCCGUGGACUGGGAGUCCUUGGGUUACAACAUUACUCGCUGCCACACCUUCAAUGUCACCAUCUGCUACCAUUACUUCAGGGGUCACAAUGAGAGCCAGGCAGACUGCCUGGACAUGGACCCCAAGGCCCCUCAGCACGUCGUGAGCCACCUGCCACCUUACACAAACGUCAGCCUCAAGAUGAUCCUGACCAAUCCGGAAGGAAGGAAGGAGAGCGAAGAGACCAUUAUUCAAACCGACGAAGACGUGCCUGGCCCUGUCCCAGUCAAAUCUCUGCAAGGAACGUCCUUUGAGAACAAGAUCUUCUUGAACUGGAAAGAACCACUGGAUCCCAACGGAAUCAUCACUCAGUAUGAGGUCAGCUAUAGCAGUAUAAGAUCCUUCGACCCCGCGGUGCCGGUGGCCGGCCCUCCCCAGACGGUAUCUAACCUGUGGAAUAGCACGCACCACGUCUUCAUGCAUCUCCACCCGGGGACCACCUACCAGUUUUUCAUCAGAGCCAGCACGGUCAAGGGCUUUGGGCCAGCCACGGCCAUCAACGUGACCACCAACAUCUCAGCCCCAACUUUACCUGACUAUGAAGGAGUUGAUGCAUCUCUUAAUGAAACCGCAACGACAAUAACCGUGCUGCUGAGACCAGCGCAAGCCAAAGGCGCACCCAUCAGCGCGUAUCAAAUUGUCGUGGAGGAGCUGCACCCUCAUAGGACCAAGCGGGAGGCCGGGGCCAUGGAGUGCUACCAGGUCCCUGUCACCUACCAGAGUUCCGUGAGCGGGGGCUCCCCCUAUUACUUUGCCGCCGAGCUGCCCCCCGGGAAUCUCCCCGAACCUGCCCCCUUCACGGUGGGCGACAACAGGACCUACCAAGGCUUCUGGAACCCACCCCUGGCGCCCCGGAAGGGCUACAACAUCUACUUCCAGGCCAUGAGCAGCGUGGAGAAGGAAACUAAAACCCAGUGUGUGAGAAUUGCUACAAAAGCAGCAGCAACAGAAGAACCAGAAGUGAUCCCAGAUCCAGCCAAGCAGACAGACAGAGUAGUGAAAAUAGCAGGGAUCAGCGCUGGAAUUCUGGUCUUCAUCCUCCUCCUCCUCCUCGUCAUAUUAAUUGUGAAAAAGAGAUAUAUAUGUUGGAGAAGACACAUCUGCAUUAGAAACAUUAGGAGGAGCUACUAUUCUUACUCCUACUACCUUAAGCUUGCUAAGAAGCGCAAAGACGCGAUGGGCAACACUCGGCAGGAGAUGACUCACAUGGUGAAUGCUAUGGACCGGAGCUAUGCGGACCAGAGCACGCUGCACGCCGAAGACCCUCUGUCCAUCACCUUCAUGGACCAGCAUAACUUCAGUCCAAGAUUGCCCAAUGAUCCUCUCGUGCCGACUGCUGUGUUAGUCCCUAUAACUGACGAAAACCACAGUGCCACAGCAGAGUCCAGUCGGCUCCUGGACGUACCUCGCUACCUCUGCGAGGGGACAGAGUCCCCAUACCAGACGGGCCAGCUGCACCCAGCCAUCAGAGUGGCGGAUCUACUACAGCACAUUAACCUCAUGAAGACGUCAGACAGCUAUGGAUUCAAGGAGGAGUAUGAGAGCUUCUUUGAAGGUCAGUCAGCAUCGUGGGAUGUAGCUAAAAAAGAUCAAAACAGAGCAAAAAACCGAUAUGGAAACAUUAUAGCGUAUGAUCACUCCAGAGUAAUUUUGCAACCUGUUGAGGAUGAUCCUUCUUCAGACUACAUCAAUGCCAACUACAUAGACAUUUGGCUGUACAGGGAUGGCUACCAGAGACCAAGUCACUACAUUGCAACCCAAGGCCCCGUUCACGAAACUGUGUACGAUUUCUGGAGAAUGGUGUGGCAAGAGCAGUCUGCCUGCAUUGUAAUGGUCACCAAUUUAGUAGAGGUGGGCCGGGUCAAGUGCUACAAAUACUGGCCGGAUGAUACUGAAGUUUAUGGUGACUUCAAAGUAAGCUGUGUAGAAAUGGAACCACUUGCGGAAUAUGUAGUAAGAACAUUCACUCUGGAAAGGAGGGGAUACAACGAAAUCCGUGAAGUGAAGCAGUUCCACUUCACAGGCUGGCCUGACCACGGAGUGCCUUACCACGCCACCGGCCUCCUGUCCUUCAUCCGCAGAGUCAAGUUAUCCAACCCUCCCAGUGCAGGGCCUAUUGUUGUGCACUGCAGCGCUGGUGCCGGGCGGACAGGCUGUUACAUCGUCAUUGACAUCAUGCUGGACAUGGCAGAAAGGGAGGGCGUGGUGGACAUCUACAACUGCGUCAAGGCCCUGAGAUCGCGACGAAUCAAUAUGGUCCAGACAGAAGAGCAGUACAUUUUUAUUCAUGACGCCAUUUUGGAAGCAUGCUUGUGUGGAGAAACUGCCAUUCCCGUCUGCGAAUUUAAGGCUGCAUAUUUUGAUAUGAUCAGAAUAGACUCCCAGACUAAUUCUUCACACCUCAAAGAUGAAUUUCAGACUCUGAAUUCAGUCACGCCUCGACUACAAGCCGAAGACUGCAGUAUAGCCUGUCUGCCAAGGAAUCAUGACAAGAACCGUUUCAUGGACAUGCUGCCACCUGACAGAUGUCUGCCUUUCCUGAUUACCAUCGACGGGGAGAGCAGCAACUACAUCAAUGCCGCUCUUAUGGAUAGCUACAGGCAACCAGCCGCUUUCAUUGUCACACAGUACCCACUGCCGAACACUGUGAAAGACUUCUGGAGAUUGGUGUACGACUACGGCUGUACCUCCAUUGUGAUGUUAAAUGAAGUCGACUUGUCCCAGGGCUGCCCUCAGUACUGGCCAGAAGAAGGGAUGCUCCGCUAUGGCCCGAUCCAAGUGGAGUGCAUGUCUUGUUCGAUGGACUGUGAUGUCAUCAGCCGGAUUUUCAGGAUAUGCAAUCUAACCAGACCCCAGGAAGGUUAUCUGAUGGUGCAGCAGUUUCAGUACUUAGGGUGGGCUUCUCAUCGAGAAGUGCCGGGCUCCAAACGGUCCUUUCUCAAACUGAUCCUGCAAGUGGAAAAGUGGCAGGAGGAGUGUGAAGAAGGAGAAGGACGGACCGUCAUCCACUGCCUAAACGGUGGUGGACGGAGCGGCAUGUUCUGUGCCAUAGGCAUCGUUGUUGAAAUGGUGAAACGGCAGAAUGUUGUUGAUGUUUUCCACGCAGUAAAGACCCUGCGGAACAGCAAGCCAAACAUGGUAGAGGCCCCGGAGCAGUACCGCUUCUGCUAUGACGUAGCCUUGGAGUACCUGGAGUCGUCGUAGCUGGGUGAGGUUUUCCACAGUGCGUUCACUUGGAAGCCACUUCGUCUGUUGGGCCAGCCACAGUUGGACCUGUUACACCUUUGCAGAAAGAUUUUAAUGCGGGGGGUGGGAAGCUUUUACAUUUGAGAGGUGAAAGUAUUUUUCUUAUGAAAUUGUGUAUCUGAAUAAAAAGGAUGUGAUGA
This is a messenger RNA of Fukomys damarensis (Damara mole-rat), 4601 nucleotides long. RefSeq names its product protein tyrosine phosphatase receptor type K (gene Ptprk). The transcript is spliced from 35 exons. Gene Ontology annotation, molecular function: protein binding; protein tyrosine phosphatase activity. Gene Ontology annotation, biological process: protein dephosphorylation. Lineage: Eukaryota; Metazoa; Chordata; Mammalia; Rodentia; Bathyergidae. Gene Ontology annotation, cellular component: membrane. The coding region runs from base 4 to 4419 and encodes 1471 amino acids. The record is from RefSeq and is a predicted model, not a curated record.